GCCGUCUGACUAUGGCCAUGUCCUUGUUUUAUAGUUUAUACUGUCCCUCCACCCACCGACUUCCGCGUUAGGCUCCACCACGAAGUCGAACGGCUCUCUUUUCUUCCCCUCCGCCUCAAGUGCAGAGCGCGAAACAAAAAAAGGGUAUAAAAAGCGCCUCCCGUUUCUUCCGCCUCCAAGGCCGAGAGGCGAGAGAUUGACGAGCCAAGAGCCCCUUUCUCCUCCAACAACUACUCCAUCUCCUCUCAAUCGAUUCCGUAUCUCGCAGCGAUGCAUCUGCUGUCGUCUUCGAGGUCUUCUUCCUCCAAGGAGCAGCAAAAGACCUACCAGGACUGGUUCGCCGUUGCCGAUAAGGAUGGCGAUGGGCGCAUCACCGGAAAUGACGCCCUUAAGUUUUUCGCCAUGUCGAAGCUUUCCCGUCCCGAACUUAAGCAGGUCUGGGCCAUUGCUGACUCUAAGAGACAGGGUUUUCUUGAUGUUGAAGACUUCAUCAGUGCUAUGCAGCUUGUUGCAUUGGCUCAAGCAGGUCAUGAGAUUAGCUCGGAUGUACUUAAGCAUGCAGACUUGGAGAACUUAGGCUCUCCAACGAUGGAAGGUUUGGAUGCUCUACUAGCUAAACAUAAGCGCAAGGAAAAGAAAAAUGAGAACCAUUCGGAUGUUGUGCCAGCAUCAGCUAGUUGGUUUAACUCAAAAUCAUCAAAAAAGGUACCUCUAAGUGCUGUUACCUCAAUAAUUGAUGGCUUGAAGAAGUUAUACCUUGAGAAACUUAAGCCUUUAGAGGAGACCUAUCAAUUCCAUGAUUUUGUUUCUCCUUUCUUGACAAAUAGUGAUUUUGAAGCCAAGCCCAUGGUCAUGCUAUUGGGACAAUAUUCUACUGGAAAGACAACAUUCAUAAAACACUUGCUGCAAUCUGGCUAUCCAGGUGCUCACAUUGGGCCAGAACCUACAACGGACAGAUUUGUUGUUGUAACAUCGGGACCAGAUGAAAGGAGCAUUCCUGGAAAUACCAUUGCUGUUCAAGCAGAUAUGCCAUACCAUGGCCUCAGUACAUUUGGAGCUUCAUUUUUAUCAAAGUUCGAGUGUGCUCAGAUGCCACACCCGCUUCUGCAACACAUUACAUUCGUUGAUACUCCUGGCGUUUUAUCUGGAGAGAAGCAAAGAACCCAACGCAGUUAUGACUUCACUGGAGUAACGUCUUGGUUUGCAGCAAAAUGUGACCUCAUCCUGCUACUUUUUGAUCCCUAUAAACUUGACAUCAGUGAUGAGUUUAAGAGGGUAAUAGAAUCUUUGCAUGGCCAUGAUGACAAAAUCCGUGUAGUUCUGAAUAAAGCAGACCAAGUUGACACCCAGCAGCUUAUGAGAGUUUAUGGGGCACUAUUGUGGUCUCUUGGGAAAGUUCUAAACAACCCUGAAGCUAUGCGAGUUUACAUUGGGUCGUUCAAUGACAAACCGAUAAAUGAAUCAGCAACUGGACCUAUUGGAAAGGAUCUAUUUGAGAGAGAACAAGAAGACCUGCUUUCUGAUCUGAAAGACAUACCAAAGAAAGCCUGUGAUCGCCGUAUCAAUGAAUUUGUUAAGCGUGCAAGAGCAGUCAAAAUUCAUGCCUAUAUAAUUGGUCAUCUAAAGAAAGAAAUGCCAUCGAUGAUAGGCAAAGCCAAGACUCAGCAGAGGCUCAUUGACAAUCUUCAAGAUGAAUUUGGAAAGGUACAAAAGGAGUUUCAUUUACCACCUGGAGAUUUCCCUGACGUUGACCAUUACAGAGAAGUGUUGAGUGGAUACAACCUCGACAAGUUUGAGAGACUGAAGCAUAAAAUGGUACAGGCUGUGGAUGAUAUGCUGGCUUAUGACAUUCCUGAACUCCUAAAGAGGUUCAGAAAUCCAUAUGAAUGAUGAUGACAUAAGAAGUUGAUGAUGAGAUAGGUUUCAUGGCCUUCAAACCAUUACUCUUUUUGAAAUUUCUUAUUCAUGGCGGGAAAUGGUGAGCUGCGGUUUCAUAUUUCUUGUAUUAAUUGUACUGAACUAUUCUUUGUGGGUCACUGUUGAUUUUGUUCGACAGUACCUCAUCAGCAAAUUCUACGAUUCAAUUGCAACACUUUCUACAGGGAUGAAAAUGUGAAAUAUUCAAUUGUAUCCCUUGUUUAUUCUCAUGGAGCUCAAAAUUGGAUGUUGAAAUGUUUA
This is a messenger RNA of Zingiber officinale, 2178 nucleotides long. Its product is annotated as EH domain-containing protein 1-like. The record is from RefSeq and is a predicted model, not a curated record. Gene Ontology annotation, cellular component: plasma membrane; cytoplasm; intracellular membrane-bounded organelle. The transcript is spliced from 16 exons. Gene Ontology annotation, molecular function: protein binding; calcium ion binding; GTP binding. Lineage: Eukaryota; Viridiplantae; Streptophyta; Magnoliopsida; Zingiberales; Zingiberaceae. Gene Ontology annotation, biological process: endosomal transport; endocytosis. Bases 271 to 1890 code for a protein of 539 amino acids.